AUGUUUCGCGUCUUUUCUCCUCGCUUUGUGUACACUAAUCGGAUUCACGGCUGUUAUUUCCUGUUCACUACAACCUUUUCCUUUCAGAUCUUUAUCAACAAUGAGUUUGUUAAUAGCGUGUCUGGUAAGACCUUCCCAACUGUGAAGCCAGCCACCGAGGAGAUUAUCUGUCAAGUUCAAGAAGGUGACGAAGCAGAUGUGACUAAGGCAGUUGCAGCUGCGAAAGCGGCUUUCCGCAGAGAUACGCUAUGGCGCAUCAUGGAUGCCUCUGCUCGUGGUCGAUUGCUAUACAAACUGUCAGAUUUGGUCAAAAAGAACGCUGAAUAUAUUGCC
Messenger RNA from Dicrocoelium dendriticum, 333 nucleotides. The record is from the annotation of a GenBank genome assembly. Lineage: Eukaryota; Metazoa; Platyhelminthes; Trematoda; Plagiorchiida; Dicrocoeliidae.